Messenger RNA from Ectocarpus sp. CCAP 1310/34, 994 nucleotides. NCBI's taxonomy places the organism in Eukaryota, Phaeophyceae, Ectocarpales, Ectocarpaceae. The record is from the annotation of a GenBank genome assembly.
GCUACCACGUGUUUCCAGCGCGAUGCUCUCCCAUCCGUGGCGCGUGUUGGACCCCGAAGAGGCUGACCUUUUCUACGUGCCCAUCUACCCGGUACUGAGCUUUAAGCUGGCGACAAGCAGGUGUGGGGGCUUGACGCACAACGAACUCAUGGACGCCUCGGUGGAAUACCUGUCCUCGUCCAGCCCCUUCUUCAAUCGCUUCGGCGGCGCCGACCACAUUCUCAUGUGCGCCUGGUGGAAAUGCGGAGAGGCGCUGGGUCCGAAACACCGUAUGCUGCUUCGCCGCGCGGUCGUCGGCAUCAACGAGAGGUUGCUUCGGUGGACCAGAUGGGGCUGCGGAAGGAGCAAGAUGGUCACCGUGCCUUACACGGCGAACAGCGUCCUCACUACAAGCGACAUGAUCGGGGGGCGCACGGCUGAAGACCGAGAUAUUCCGUUCUUUUUCGUUGGCACGGCGCGCCACCGCCCGGAGCGCAAAAACCUUGACGUAGUGGCGGACAUUGCUAAGGGCAGUGUCGUGAUACUUGAUGACCUUGCAUGGGAGUGGGGCAUGAACUCGACGGAGUACGCAGAACACAUGGCCCGCAGCAGGUUCUGCUUCUCUCCACGCGGAGACACGGAAUCGAGCCGCCGCCUGUUCGACGCCAUUGCGGCGGGGUGCACACCGAUCGUCACCGAGGCUACGGUGGCCGUGCUCCCAUUUUCGCAGACUGCGCUCAACUACUCGGACUUUGCUGUGGUGGUUGACUCGGCUGGCUUCCGCACGCGGGAAUCCGUUAAGGGUAUCGUUCGAGAAGUGCUCUCGAGGACGUCUGUGGAGCUGGAGGAAUUGCAAGAGAGCGCGCGUAGGGCCGCGAACGGACUCCUGUACGGCAUUACCGAGGGUCCGGAGCUCAGCGACGUGCGCCCGUACUUCGGCACCGCCACCAACUUCGCCAAAGAGCUGGGAGUAUCCUCGACAGGACCCCCCGAUGGAGGUAACCUGGACCACUAA